Zeugodacus cucurbitae (melon fly) is the source of this 1701-nucleotide messenger RNA. It is a transcript of the gene mei-W68, whose product is annotated as meiotic recombination protein W68. The record is from RefSeq and is a predicted model, not a curated record. The transcript is spliced from 3 exons. Bases 168 to 1187 code for a protein of 339 amino acids. NCBI's taxonomy places the organism in Eukaryota, Metazoa, Arthropoda, Insecta, Diptera, Tephritidae. Gene Ontology annotation, molecular function: DNA topoisomerase type II (double strand cut, ATP-hydrolyzing) activity; DNA binding. Gene Ontology annotation, cellular component: nuclear chromosome. Gene Ontology annotation, biological process: reciprocal meiotic recombination; DNA topological change; meiotic DNA double-strand break processing.
AUCGCGAAAUUUUGUUAAUAAUAUAUUUGAACUGGUGUUAACAAUACAAAAAACUGUAUAAAGAAAAGUGCAUAUAAAUUUUGUGUGGCUAAGGUGUGGAAGUUGGUAAAUUUUCAUUCGGGACGUUCGCUAAUGACCCGUGGCAUAUAUUUCAUAUUAAUUCUGGAAUGAAGCACUUGAUUUUGGUAAAUAAUAUUGAAAAAAUUGUCAUUAUUUUUUUGGAGAAUCUAAUUUCGUGCCGUAGAGGAAUAUGUAAAAUUCGUUGUCGUAAAAAUGUGCGCUCUAUGACACUGCUUGAACGCGUUGCGUCGUGCAAAAUGGCACAUUUUCAACGUUCUUCAUUAUGCUUUUAUUUACUCAUGGAAGUACAUAACUCACUUUUGGCCGGUGACAAAUGUUCACUAAGAGAACUUUUUUACAAGGAUCCGGCCAAUAAUUGCAAAACUAUCAAUAUUUAUAACAGUUUAAAAGAUGUAUGUGAACUUUUACGAACAACACCAUGGAGUUUGGGCAUCUCCGCAUCUGGAAAGGGGUUAAUUGCAGGUUCAAUACGUUUGCUUUUGAUAAACGGUGACAUGAUUGACUGUUAUACACAUGCUGGUGCUGUUUUAUUACCCCAAGAGCAUAAUGCAAUCAAACGUUUGGAAACAAAUGCAUCAUUUGUACUAAUUGUUGAAAAAGAUACAAUCUUUUCAAAAUUAAUCUCACAAAGAAUAUUCGAAACUAUAGGAAAAGAUAUAAUUUUGAUUACCGCCAAAGGUUACCCCGAUUUAUGUACGCGUCAUAUUGUACAACGACUUUCUGUUGAGCAUAAACUACCAAUCUAUGCACUGUUCGAUGCGGAUCCAUUUGGUAUCGAAAUCUUGUUAAUCUAUCAAUUUGGUUCACGUAAAAUGUCAUAUGACAUUUCAAAAUAUUUAAUUUGCCCAAGUAUCCAAUGGUUAGGUAUACAUCCAACUGAAAUGAAUAUGUUUAAUUUUUCAAGUGUGUCACUAAACGCAUGCGAUAAUCGAAAACUGCAAAAAAUAUUACAUUACAAUUAUUUAAAACCGGCCAUACGUGUAGAAUUGCAAUUAAUGCAAAUUUUGCAAAGGAAAGUCCAUAUCGAUGAAUUACAUUGUAUGACACAAAAAUUUCUCAUUAAUGAUUACGUACCGAAUAAGAUAAAACGCAAUCUUACCAUUUGAGUGCAUAUGGCAUAAGUAUUAUCUAUAGUAUACUAUUUGAAGUGAAACAAUAAAUAUUUUUUUUAUUUAUUAUUUAUUUAGCUUAUUGAUUUUAUUACGCUUAAUGUAAAAAUAUAUUUAAGGUAGGCAAUUCUUUGUGUUGUAUAUAGGGCUUGUUGUUCUAAUUUAAUACAAUUGUUAUUCAUUUGUUGGAUUUUGAAAUUGUCGCCCGUAAAUUGAUAACAAAAACAAAAAAAAAAAACAAUUAAGGAAUAAGUGCGUGUAAAAUGUCGAUUAUUCUAUUCCUGACUACGGCCGCAAAUAAACAUAAUAUUCGUUAACAAUUUGUGCCCAAAAACAUCUUAGCCACAAUUUAAAAAGUGUUCAUUUUCAUUGAAAACAGAUCUAUUAUAAUAUAUUUUAUCAAAUAUAUAUUUCAACUAUUGUAUCUUAUUAAAUUAACACAUGCAUAUCUCUUACAGAUGGUCGUUAAAUUUAUGUAGUGAUAUUGCAGCUAAGGCUUGGUGAACAUCUA